Filobasidium floriforme is the source of this 946-nucleotide messenger RNA. Its product is annotated as putative MAS6-mitochondrial inner membrane import translocase subunit. Lineage: Eukaryota; Fungi; Basidiomycota; Tremellomycetes; Filobasidiales; Filobasidiaceae. Bases 53 to 751 code for a protein of 232 amino acids. Gene Ontology annotation, biological process: protein import into mitochondrial matrix. Gene Ontology annotation, molecular function: transmembrane protein transporter activity. Gene Ontology annotation, cellular component: mitochondrial inner membrane; TIM23 mitochondrial import inner membrane translocase complex. The record is from RefSeq and is a predicted model, not a curated record. The transcript has 4 exons.
ACCAUCAUCAGUAUACUAAGCGUGAAGGGUCGAGAGCUUCAUUGAUCGGAUCAUGUCUUUCACAUCAUUUUUGAACGACCGGCAAACUCCCGGAGCUGCUCAGCCCCAGACCGCCAACCAGCUCUUCGGGUCGGCCACCUUCCAAACUCAACCUACUCCUAGCCCCUCAACCGGAUCAUCUGAGUUCGCACCAGACGCCCCCGCUGGUAUCACCACUGCUUCGGAUCUCUUCAACGCAUCAGCAUAUGACCCUGCCAAGCUCCACCCUCUGGCUGGGCUUGGGGACAACUUGGAUUACCUCUUGCUGGACGAGGCCAAGCUGCAGGAGUUGCCAGGCGGACAGAGUGCCCUGCCGAGUAGGGGUUGGUCAGACGAACUGAGUUAUGGAACUGGGACUACGUACCUGAGUGGUCUCGCCAUUGGAGGUCUUUACGGAGUGCAAGAGGGCAUGCGUCGUAAUCUCGGGACGUCCUCCUUCAAGCUCCGACUGAACAGCGUGUUGAACUCGGUCACCCGAAGAGGAAGCUUUUUGGGGAACAGUCUGGGUGUACUCGCCUUGAUGUACAAUGCUGUCAACUCGACGAUCGACGCUGUGCGAGGGGAGCACGAUUUUGCCGGUGGGAUGGCCGCAGCAGCGAUCAGUGGAGCCAUCUUCAAGUCUACAGCUGGAGUUAAGCCCGCUCUUGCUGGUGCGACGAUCAUGAUGGGUGCUUCGGCAGCUUGGACCGCUGCCAAAAAGACUCUGCUCUAAGAAGAUUCUCGAGAUACAAAAGAGUCCUCGACGUGAAUAUAUGCAGGCUACAGAACGACAUCUCUACCCCACCUUUUCCCUCUCAUGUGCCCGGUUGUCAGAUCGAAUUCGUGUAUCAUAGCUAGCGGACAGUAGCAAAGCACUCGGGCUGUCCUUGUAGCUCUUGCGACCAUGACAAUACAUCAUCCCACCUCU